AUGUCCAAGCCGCUCACGGACCAGGAGAUGAGGAAGCAGAUCUCGGUCAGGGGGCUGGCCGGGGUGGAGAAUGUGGCCGACCUGAAAACUAACUUCAACAGGCACCUCCACUUCACCCUGGUGAAAGACCGAAAUGUGGCCACCAAGCGGGACUACUACUUCGCCCUGGCUAACACAGUCCGGGACUACCUGGUGGGCCGCUGGAUCCGGACGCAGCAGCAUUACUAUGAGAAAGACCCGAAACGUGUCUACUACCUCUCCCUGGAGUUCUAUAUGGGCCGAACUCUGCAGAACACCAUGGUUAACCUGGCUUUGGAGAACGCCUGUGAUGAAGCCACCUACCAGCUCGGUCUGGACAUGGAGGAGCUGCAGGACAUUGAGGAAGAUGCCGGUCUAGGAAACGGUGGACUGGGUCGUCUGGCUGCGUGUUUCCUGGACUCCAUGGCCUCUCUGGGUCUGGCUGCUUAUGGAUACGGCAUCCGCUACGAGUUUGGUAUCUUCAAUCAGAAAAUCGUCAGCGGCUGGCAGGUGGAAGAAGCCGACGACUGGCUGCGGUACGGUAACCCCUGGGAGAAGGCUCGCCCUGAGUACAUGCGCCCAGUCCACUUCUACGGAAGAGUGGAGCACACAGCUGACGGAGUGAAGUGGGUCGACACACAGGUGGUUCUGGCUCUGCCCUAUGACACUCCAGUACCCGGCUACAGAAACAACAUUGUUAACACCAUGAGACUGUGGUCUGCUAAGGCCCCCUGUGACUUCAACCUCAAAGACUUUAAUGUUGGUGGCUACAUUCAGGCCGUGCUGGACAGAAACCUGGCUGAGAACAUCUCCAGGGUUCUCUACCCCAACGACAACUUCUUUGAAGGGAAGGAGCUGCGUCUGAAGCAGGAGUACUUUGUUGUAGCAGCAACUCUUCAAGACAUCAUCCGUCGGUUCAAAGCCUCCAAGUUCGGCUCCACAGAGUUUGUGCGACUCGACCUGUCUACACUGCCAGAAAAGGUUGCCAUCCAGCUGAACGACACCCAUCCUGCAAUGGCCAUCCCUGAGCUGAUGAGGAUCCUGGUGGAUCUGGAGAAACUCAGCUGGGAGGAGUCCUGGGACAUUGUGGUUCAUACCUGUGCCUACACCAAUCACACUGUCCUGCCUGAAGCCCUGGAGCGCUGGCCCGUCGACCUCUUCCAAAACCUGCUGCCUCGUCACCUGGACAUCAUCUACGAGAUCAACAGGAGGCACCUGGAGCGCAUCGCCAAGCUUUACCCUGGAGACCUUGACCGCCUGCGCAGAAUGUCCCUGAUCGAAGAAGGGGACGUCAAGAAGAUCAACAUGGCUCACCUCUGCAUUGUGGGAUCUCAUGCUGUCAACGGAGUGGCCCGCAUCCACUCUGAAAUCAUCAAAAACACAGUGUUCAAGGAUUUCUACGAGGUCGACCCUCAGAAGUUUCAGAACAAGACCAACGGCAUCACGCCCAGGCGCUGGCUGGUCAUGUGCAACCCUGGCCUGGCUGAGGUCAUCGCAGAGAGGAUUGGUGAGGACUACAUCCGCGACCUGGACCAACUGAAGAAGCUUCUGGACUUUGUGGACGAUGACGCCUUCAUUCGGGAUGUCGCUAAAGUCAAACAAGAGAACAAGAUGAAGUUCGCAGCUUAUCUCGAAGAGCACUACAAGGUGAAGAUCAACCCCAACUCAAUGUUUGAUGUCCAUGUGAAGAGGAUCCACGAAUACAAAAGACAGCUGCUCAACUGUCUGCACAUCAUCACACUGUACAACCGUAUCAAGAAGGAACCCAACAAGUCAUGGACCCCGAGGACCAUCAUGAUUGGAGGAAAGGCAGCUCCGGGUUAUCACACUGCCAAGAUGAUCAUUAAGCUCAUCACAUCGAUUGGAGACAUUGUCAACAACGACCCUGUGGUGGGAGACCGCCUCAAAGUCAUCUUCCUGGAGAACUAUCGCGUCACUCUGGCUGAAAAGGUCAUCCCUGCGUCUGACCUGUCGGAGCAGAUCUCCACAGCAGGCACUGAGGCCUCCGGCACCGGGAACAUGAAGUUCAUGCUGAACGGAGCCCUCACCAUUGGCACCAUGGACGGAGCCAAUGUGGAAAUGGCGGAGGAAGCUGGAGAGGAGAACCUCUUCAUCUUUGGCAUGAGGGUGGAUGAUGUGGAGGCUAUGGACAAGAAGGGCUACGACGCUUCGUCGUACUACAACCGUAUCCCUGAGCUGAAGCAGGCAAUGGACCAGAUAUCUGGAGGCUUCUUCAGCCCCAGUCAGCCUGACCUCUUCAAAGACCUUGUCAACAUGCUGAUGCACCACGACAGGUUCAAGGUGUUUGCUGACUAUGAAGACUACAUCAAAUGUCAGGAGAAGGUCAGCGCACUCUACAAGGACCCUAAGGAGUGGACCAAGAUGGUGAUCCAUAACAUCGCCGGCUGUGGUAAAUUCUCCAGUGACCGCACCAUUUCCCAGUACGCCAGGGAGAUCUGGGGAAUGGAGCCCAGUUUGGAGAAGAUCGCUGCUCCUGAUGAUCCUCGCUAAAAACCACAUCUGCCUCCUCCAGCUCGCUGUAGCUCACCGUGUGGUCCAACCGCUGAAGAAGAAAACCCCAUGUAGCUUUUCACUGUGUACUGUGGCAUGUUUCUUUCUUGUAUUGAAGUGGGCUUACUCAGAAUCUAUAUAUUUUUCCCUCUGUGCACCAGCAAUGCAUAUCCUCACUGUCGAGCGAAAACCUCCACGUCAGCCUUUCAGCAGCUAAGAAACAGCCUAAAUUCACUGUGGAAUCAUGGGAUUCUUCAACAUUAAAGAAAUACCUCCAGUAGACUUCUGUCUUUAACUGAACUUGGUCUUCCCUUCUCCAGUUUUCAUGCAGUGGUAACAAUUCAAACUGCAUUCCCCUUCCAAAACCCAGCAAAUAUGCCAACAAACCUCAGCACUGUCAUGGUUUCUAACCAACCCAUUGUCUUCCAUGUAGUGUGCUCCACAGCAUCAUGGCAGCACUGUGACUUGAUGGUGUUGGAAGGAAGCCACGCUUCCAUAUUCACCACAGAUUAACCUUCAUAUUAAUAUUUCAUAUUAAUGUUUCUCUCCGACUGCUCUGUCAGUGUUUUCUAGUGUUUGCUAAAUAUAAUAAUUUGUGUGUGUGUUAUCAUUAACGGUCAGGGGAGCCCUGUGAUGUCCUCAGCAUGUUUGUGUCUGUCUCACUCUGCUGUACUCCUCAAAGUGGCCUAUGUUAGAACAUAACAGCCUUCUCUGCCUAAAACCCAAGUGACUGAACUUAUCUUUGAGAGAUGCCUGUGUUCUGUGGUGUGUGUGUCCAAGACACUGUGAUAACAACAUAUUGUCCUGCUUCAGCUACUGUAUCCGACUGUGUGACUGCUGUGUUACUGCCUGCAAAUGCUGCAGAAAGAAGAAGCUGUCCACUAGACUGAACCUAACAUUUCACUGUCAGUCAGUGUUUUACUUGUUCUUUUCUUUUUUUUUAGACAAUAAAUGUCAAAACUUCAUCAACCGUCA
Larimichthys crocea (large yellow croaker) is the source of this 3504-nucleotide messenger RNA. RefSeq names its product phosphorylase, glycogen, muscle b (gene pygmb). The record is from RefSeq and is a predicted model, not a curated record. The transcript has 20 exons. Bases 1 to 2529 code for a protein of 842 amino acids. Gene Ontology annotation, biological process: glycogen catabolic process. Lineage: Eukaryota; Metazoa; Chordata; Actinopteri; Sciaenidae. Gene Ontology annotation, cellular component: cytoplasm. Gene Ontology annotation, molecular function: glycogen phosphorylase activity; pyridoxal phosphate binding.